This is a messenger RNA of Tremella mesenterica DSM 1558, 444 nucleotides long. RefSeq lists its product as uncharacterized. The record is from RefSeq and is a predicted model, not a curated record. Bases 1 to 444 code for a protein of 147 amino acids. The transcript has a single exon. Lineage: Eukaryota; Fungi; Basidiomycota; Tremellomycetes; Tremellales; Tremellaceae.
AUGGCUUGUUUUCCAUGCUCAACAGAUCCUGAUGUAACUAAAUGGUGCCCUCUCACAACACCUGAAUGGCGUGAUUCUUUCACUCCUGAACAGAAGGCACUGGGUGGUGACUAUGUCCACUCGAUGGAGCAAGGUGUCAGUGUUCAAGAUUCAGAAAAUUCAGAAAUUGAUUCAAAUGCCAUGUCCAGGGCUGUGGCAUUGACAUCCACCACCGGAAACUCACAGUCUAGUCUGGGAUGCAUUGACAAUACAGAACUUGAACAAGGGUUCAUUGGGACAAAUGAGAUUAACAAUAGUUUUGACUUGAACCAGGUGUUGGUAGACAACCCAUCUUUCUUAGACCAGAUUUCGAUGGAUAGAUGGUCAAACUUGCCUCAGAUGGGAGAGGAGAUCAUACCACCACAACCACAGUUUUUCACGUUGGAAGAUGGUACCAUACAGUGA